ACUACAACAUGCCAGACGUUGCAAGUAAAGGGACAGAAGACGGCAGACAAGGACCAGACAAUGCAAGACAAGGUCCAGACAAUGCAAGACAAGGUCCAGACAAUGCAAGACAAGGACCAGACAAUACAAGACAAGGUCCAGACAAUGCAAGACAAGGUCCAGACAAUGCAAGACAAGGUCCAGACAAAGGAAGACAAGGUCCAGAGAAUGCAAACAAUGUAUCUGGCAACAGCAAAAAUAAGAAGAAACGAAGGCAAAGAAAAAAGAAUAGAGGAAAGAAAAAGACAUAGAAGAUCAGAAAAACACUAG
Messenger RNA from Candidula unifasciata, 309 nucleotides. The record is from the annotation of a GenBank genome assembly. NCBI's taxonomy places the organism in Eukaryota, Metazoa, Mollusca, Gastropoda, Stylommatophora, Geomitridae.